AUGCAGCCCUGCGAUCCUUCAUCAGCUUUCUUUGGCUUCAUGGGCGUGACCUCUGCGUUCCUUGUCUUUGCUUUGGCGGCAGCUUAUGGAACUGCGAAGUCAGGUGUGGGUAUUGCAUCUAUGGGGGUCAUGCGACCUGACAUGAUCAUGAAGUCAAUCAUCCCAGUGGUUAUGGCUGGAGUUCUUGGCAUUUACGGACUCAUCACAGCUGUCAUUAUCAACGGCAAAAUGGAUGCAGCCAAUUAUUCGGCCUACUCGGGUUAUGCGCAUCUUGGAGCUGGCUUGACUGUUGGCAUGAGUUCUUUGGCUGCCGGUUUGGCUAUUGGCAUUGUUGGAGAUGCCGGUGUUCGUGCCAACGCUCAGCAGCCGCGCCUGUUUGUCGGCAUGAUUCUGAUUUUGAUCUUUGCGGAAGCGCUGGGUCUGUACGGCCUUAUCGUUGGCUUGGUAGUCGCUUCUACGGCGGAGGGCAAGGGCAAGGGACUCUGUGGCCAAGCCGCAGCAAGCACACAGCAGUGUCUUCCGGUGGGCGUGAGCAGUGCCCUGUUCUUCAACAGGAGGUACUCUUUGCAGCAGUGGUGCAGCCUGUUGGCGGUGUCGCUGGGCCUCAUCACGUUUUACUAUGUGAAAGCAAAGGCAAGCUAUGGCAAGCUAGUAUUUGGCAAACUGGACAUCAGCAAUCGGAUGGACGAUGGCUUCCGCAUUGCCGAUCCGCAAGUAGAUCCCUUGGCACCCGGGGCAGAAUGCUUGUUAGUCAACCGGGGAGAGGACGAGAUUCUGGAGCGCUUCGUCGAGCGCUGCCGCAAGAAGCUCCGGAAAGCCAAAGAUGAGGCAGCCCAGGCCAUGGUUCUGGCACUGCUGGUGUCGGAUGCCUGUGGGCGUUCGGGCGUCCAUGCAGCAGACCUGGAAGCCCGGCAUGCAGAGCUGACGAGCAGCCAGCGCCGAGCCUCGGGAGAGCUUUUGCUAGGUGGUCUCUUGGGAGAUGUCGCUUCGUCACCAGCUAGGAACUCGCGCCGCACAGGAGCAGCCUUGGGCCCUGAGAGAGCCAUUCUGUUCAAAGCAGUGGCGGAUUGGCUUGGAACGUUUGGGUGCACUUUGCAGCGCCAACAGCAUGCGCUGCACAAUGUGGUGAGCAUCAGCCAGACACCUUGUGUUGUUGAUCUGCUGUUUGAUCCGGGUGCCCUGUAUGAAGACCCCUCGCCGAGGGCACAGGAGUUGCUUGCUGAUAAUCAUUUAAAUGUUUCCUUGGAUGUUUUUGGUAUACGGUAUCGGCGACUUCUGAUGCAGAAUGGCAGCGGGCAGGGGAAGGAAAUGCCGCCAUCUUCGCGCACAGACCUCAGCGGUCAUAUGCCACGCCCUCCUUGGCAUGUCGAGCCUUGGGAGCUGGAGAUCUCACGGGGCGAUCGAAUUGGCCGGGGCGGCUUUGGGGAGGUCUUCCGCGGGCGAUGGGCUGGUAUCCGAGUUGCCGUGAAGGAGAUGAAGGACAGCUCGCGAGCUCCAAGUGACGCUGAUGUCGUGGAUUUCUUGCUUGAGAUCGCCAUGUUAUCUCAGCUGAACCACCCGAACAUUGUUCGCUUCUGGCGAGGCUCCACUGAGAUACAUGCAGGCAACCGCAGUCUGCUGAUGGUUACGGAAUACAUAAGGCAGGGUGGUCUAAGUCGGCUUCUUCAUGGGCAUGGUGGGCCUGCUCUGCCAGAUCCAUUGACGCUUGGGCAGGCCUUGUCCUUUGCUCUGGAUGUGGCUCGGGGCGUGCAGUACCUUCACAGUCAGCGAAUUCUACAUCUUGACCUCAAAAGCCCGAACGUCCUAUGUGCUCCCGUCUGGACUGCCAAGCUGUGCGAUUUUGGCCUUGCGAAGAUGCGAGGGGAGGCAACAUACGUGCAGUCGACGCUGCAAGGUGUGAGUCCAGUCUGGGCCCCGCCGGAGAUGUUCGACAGCAGAAGUGGGGGUCUCACAGAAAAGGCCGACGUCUAUAGUUUCGCUGUGAUUUUCUUCGAGCUGCUCACUAAACAGGUGCCUUUUGCGGAAGUCAGUGCUGCCAAGCUGCCAGCGGCCAAAGCUGCAGGGCAGCUUCCACGCAUCCCAACGUCGGUCCCGACGGACUGCGCCGAGCUGAUCCAGCAAUGCUGUGCUUCCAACUUAGUCGCUCGACCUUCCAUGAGCGGAGCGGCAGCGCGUGUCCGGGAGAUUGCGCAGACACAUGAGAUCAACCUUGCGGAGGUUAAGCCGCCCGCUGCUCUCCUUCGUUUUGAUGAUGACCAGGAGCGCAGGGUACAGGAAGCCGAGGAUGCGGCCGCAAAGCGAUUGAUUGAUGUGGACAAGCAGCGUGCGCAUCUUCGAAUGGAGCUGUCUGAGCUGCACCGGAAGAUUGAAGUAGCAAGAAAGCAAGCAGCGGAAAUGAGCUCUCAGAACGUCUCCAAUGCGGGCUUGCUACAAGACUCGCAGGAUGCUGAUGAUUCCUGGUGCGAGCCUUUCAUUCAAGAAGUUGCCGGUGCCAAGUUUCGUUGUUCUCUCUGCUCCAAGCUCUUCCGUGGCCCCGAGUUCGUUAAACGCCAUCUCGAGGCAAAGCACAGAGACGAAGCCAAGAGGCUUAUCGAAGACAAGUAUUUUGAUUGCGAUGUGUCCCGGGAGGAUGCAAUCCCUGUCCACCAUGCAAUGGGAAACGCCGUCACCGGUGCAGACCCCCAUCCAGCCAGAGUCCUCUACAAUGUGGACUUCCCGAAGGACUGCCUCGGAGCUUUGCUGGUAGAGCGCUUUUUGAAGGGCAGUGGAGAGCUGUACGAACAGAAGGCGCAACUCUUGUUGGGAGAAGUGCUGGUGAACUCGUUCUUGGUGUUUGUUGUCCCGUUCUUCAUUUUUGAUCAAGAGGUAUAUUUUGCAAAUGCUGUUUGGCAUCGAGGGUUCUUUUCCGGCUGGGAUGGCCGGGUGCUGGCUUGUGCCGUUUUAUGGAUUCCAGCUGGUUGGACGGCAACCAUACUGGUAAAGCGCUGUUCCAACCUGCUGAAGACGGUGGCCCAAGCUUCAUCAUCCGUCUUGACCUACGUGUUCUCGGUGGUGCCUCUGAGUUCUGGACCUUCGACAUGGGCACACAUCGUGACCUGGCUGGGUCCGCCUUUGACACCUGAACCCGUGUCAUCUCCAGUCGUCUUGCUAGCAAUCAGUGUGAUGCUGGCAGCUUUGAGCUUCGGGGCAGACCGCGCAGACCGUGAGACCAGGUCCUUGACGAAGAAGACCCUGCCAAGGCAUAACGGCAUCUCGGAGAUGAAGCGCGUCGAGGCGGACUGGAAGCUUGAUAGCUCCUACCAGAUGCAGGCGGCUCCUCCACGGCAUCGGUCGAGGCAGACGAGCAUUGAGGAAUCUGAAACGGCCUCCACGUUUUCUCAGUUCUCGAGACAGUACUCCCCUCCGCAUAACAAAUAG
This is a messenger RNA of Symbiodinium pilosum, 3417 nucleotides long. NCBI's taxonomy places the organism in Eukaryota, Dinophyceae, Suessiales, Symbiodiniaceae. The record is from the annotation of a GenBank genome assembly.